Effrenium voratum is the source of this 387-nucleotide messenger RNA. The record is from the annotation of a GenBank genome assembly. Lineage: Eukaryota; Dinophyceae; Suessiales; Symbiodiniaceae.
AUGGCGUUGGUGGCGAAUCCGCCCCUCGCGCGGCUGGGAACUCGGACCGCGCGGGACGCAAGAGGAACGGCGCCGAGGACAGCUGGCCUCGGCCUUCGCGCGCUUCCUCCCGAAGCCGCCGGCCUGGAGCCGACGGCCGCCGCAGCAAUCGCCGCAGCAAUCGCCGCGGCAAUCGCCGCGGCGGUGACGUCGUGGCAGAAGAAGGUACCGCCGCGAGUGCAGAAACAGGAUCUGUGGCGGAAGAAGCUCGGCCGCUUCCGCGUCACGCCGCUGCCCGGCAGAGGCUUCGGCGCCGUGGCGUGCGCGGACUUCGCCUGCGGCGACCUAGUGGCGGAGGAGGUCCCGUUGCUGCAGCUGGGCCUGGGCGCGACAGCUGAGGACUCUUAG